Messenger RNA from Xyrichtys novacula (pearly razorfish), 5545 nucleotides. NCBI's taxonomy places the organism in Eukaryota, Metazoa, Chordata, Actinopteri, Labriformes, Labridae. The record is from the annotation of a GenBank genome assembly.
AAAGAUUGUCCCUUCUCCCGACCCGUUCUUCAAUCUCGGAAGCGCAGUUGUUUACGGAAUGAGAACCGAGGAAAUAUGCGAUAGCUACGAGAAAACAUUGUGUUGUACUGCUCAGCAACCGAAUAAAGGUUGAUUUUAGAUCCAUGUUGUCGCAAACAUAAACUCUUCUUUUUUUAGCAUGGAUAUUCAGUGUUUCUUUAACUGCUUAUCACAUGAUCGGGAUCUGUAACAUGAACUCUUGAUUCAGAGCUGCUAGGAAGCUAACGUGGAUAACUGAGUCGACUGUAUUAUGAAUUAAUUUAGCAUAAUGUUCAGUUUGAUGCCCAGAUACAGUCUCUGAAAGUUGCAUUUCCUUCAGCUCAUCUUUUUGUUGGCAUAAUGGCUGAGACGAUAGUAACCUUUCAGUCCCAACUCUCGGGGGUGAUGGAAACGGUCUUCAAAGCCGCCAUGUACGAGAUCACCCGGCUGGUCGAGGACAGCUUUCUUGAAGAGGUGACACGGUGCAGGGACCAGAUCGAGACCCUUAAAAGACGACUGAAGUGGUCUGAGAGCCGACGUAAAGAGAGGGAGGGUGACAGGAGGGGGAGAUGUGCUGACUGCGGAAGGAUCGGGGGGUCAGGGGGGGAAGAGCCCAGAGCCACAGGUGAGUCGGUCAGGUGUUACUCUUCUAAUGUGUAUCUGUGUGACCUCCAUUGAAAACAUGAUCACUACUUUCAAUUAAUAAUUUUAAUAAUGACAUUUGCGGUUUCACAAGACUGUUCCAUAAUGUGAUAGAUUUAUUCCAGUUAAUCUUCAGCAAUUCAAUAAAAUUAUCCAUGGUAAGUAGGGGAGAGUGGGGUAAGAUGAGCCAUUUUUUUUAUAUUUAGGAUCACUACAUCAAGGCAAUCAUAGUUUUGUCUCUAACUAGUGUAUCUGUAUAUAUUCCAAGAUGUUGUGCAUCCCUGCAAACCAACAGAAUAAGUGUAAACAUAACUGUCUUGAUAAUACAGCAUGCCAAAAAAAGUGGUCUCCUAUGGUCAACUUACCCCGUGUAUGGGGUAAGUUGACCAUAGGAGCGGGGUAAGUUGAGCCAUAUCUCUACCACCCCCCACUCUCCACCCCAGCCCUCCCUCACUUUCUCUCUCCCUAAAUAACAGUCACUUCUUCACAUUCAUGUGAGGCCCGUGGCACUCACCCCUAUCAUCAUAAAAUGCUUUGAGAGACUGGUCAUGUCAUGAAACACAUUAAAACCUCCAUACCACUGUCAUUUGAUUAUAAUCAGUUUGCAUACGGGAAGAACAGGUCGACAGAGGAUGACAUUGCUAUUGUGUUGCACUCUACUACAACAUCUUGAACACAAGGUACAGAUAUGGAAGGCUCCUCUUUGUUGACUUCUACAUAAGUAUGGACUCUUUAGUAAUGGACACAUUACUAUGGUUUGCUAACUGUGAUACACAACUGGACUGUCAAUAUUUCAUAUGCACUAGCACUAUUGCACUUUGGGAUAUUACUUAUUUUUCUCUAUUUACGAUUAUUGUUAUUGUGUACUUGAUGCCAGUGGUGAUGGGGAUGCUCUAUACAAAUUCCGUUGUUAAAUUUGUUCAACAAUGGCAAUAAAUAACUUGAACUUGAUUUUUAUUUAUUAUCAACUACUUAACAGGUACAAUAAUUCUUUUUCUUUUUAUUAUUGCAUAUAACUGUUAAACGCUGCUUUGUAAAAAGUCAUUUUAACAUGCAAUUGCCUUAAAGUGAUUCAGAACAUUCACAGCUGUAUUUUUGAAAAGAAAAAGUAACACAUUUCAACAAUCUGAACUGAAACUCUGAUCCUCUCAUCAGACUCCUUUACUUUCUCAGUUGAGCCACUUGCUCAACUUAUCCCUGGCCAAAUGGCUCAACUUACCCCAGAACUACUAUUAUGACUUUAUUAGUCCUCUAGGCUAAAAUGGUAGGUUUUUAUGCUAGGUUUUUGACCUCAUGUUGCAGCUCAUAGCUACCACAAUGUAAAAUGUAAAAUGAUCUUUUUACGUGAUGAUAGACUAAAUUCACUUUCAAGAGUGAAAAAUGUUUUUUGUAAAUAAAUGUCUAACCCCUUCUUCACCCAUGUCCUUCUUACCUUCACAGACUCCAUGAAUUGAUGCCCAUCUCCUAAAUAUCUGAUCACAUUAUCAAUUUCUUUUACCAUUUCCAAGCAACAGAGGGUGGCUCAACUUACCCCACUCUCCCCUAUAACACGCAAUAUCAUAAAUGUGACAUAAAAUAUCAGGUACAGUGUGUAGUAUUAAAAGAACAGACUUUUUAGAAACUGAAUAUUGUAAGUAGCUUAGGAUCAAAGAUACUAAAAACAUUUUUUUCUUACCUUAGAUUGAGUCCUUUGCAUCAACCAGCCAUAACAUUAUAAACUCCCAAGCAAUCAAAUGCAAUCCUAUACAACAAAUCUACACUCAGACAUUUUAUUUUUUUAUGUGAAGUCACAGAAUCCUUAAAAUGUAAAAAGAAGAUGCUCUCCCUCUAAACAAGCAGAUCAACAUAAAGAAAUAAACAUCUCUUCUCUCCCCCUGCAGAAAAAAGUCUUAAAGAGGAGAGUAUACUGCAAGAAGAGACAAACAUCCCACAGGGCAAUGAUGGAGAGAUGCCUUGUCAAGAAGCAGAAGAGGCCUACUGUUCCAUGAAGACAGCACAGGUGAAUGAUACCUUCAGACACUGUAGAAGAUCUUUUAAAUAUUUUACCAUAUUAGAAAUAUUCCACUGUGUUCACAAGCACAGUCAGAGUCAAUUUUACUGUUCAACUUCCAAGGAGACUGGUUUUACUUGAUGUCUUUGUGUUUAUAGUGUUGGUAUUAAAUUAGACUUGUGUUCAACUCGAAGAAAGUAGAGAUAGGACUUUUGUAUUACUUCUGCCUUUCUGUUUGUCUGCCAGUCUCCAGGUGAAAAGCUGGAUGGGCUGCUCAAGGAGGAAACCCUUCCAAUCACGCCAGAAACAGCUGAUUCCCAGGAGAGAUGGGGUGUCACGUUGGGGGGUCAGUCUGAUCAUGUGCUGUAUUCAGAUAGAAUCAGGGAAAAAAGACAGCUUGAUUUUCUGCCAUGUUUUACAAGUUGCAUAGCAACAUCAGCUAUAUUGAUUUCUAGAUAAAUCAUAAACCCAAUAACAAACACUCUGAAAGGGAUUGAAAUGUCCUUAAUUUCAGGUUUCAUGUUGUGAUUAUAUCCUUGAAAAGUAACAUUAUCAGUAUGGAGCUAAAUCCAGACCAAAAGGUUUGUUAAUUAAAAAAAAGUAAUUAAAAAAAUAAAUAAAUAAAAGAAAGUUCAAGGUUUGACACCAUUGUAGUCUGUGAUACUGCGCUGUGUUCACAGUCUUUUGUGGAAAUUGGGAACAGUUUUUGUUAAUGUUAAUGUGGAUGUUCAAGCUUGACAAUCUGUCAUAAUUUACAGUUUUUAUAUAUUGGUAAUUGCCAAGAGCUGUCCAAAAGAACCUGUAAAAGUGAACUGUGUCUUCAGCAUAAUUUUAUUUACAGCCAUCAGGUGAAUACAUAGAAAGCAUAAAGUCUUACAUUUUAAAAUACCCACUUUUCCUGAAGGCAACAUAAUCAGGAAAGGCCCUGAGCUUUCUUUGCUAGGCUGUUACUCACAAUCCCAGGCCCUCUUCAGAUGAUGCCACCUCCGCACACCAGAACAGGGCUAAGAGUUUGAAACUAAAAAAAUACAAUCUCAAAGUGAAAAAAAAAAAUUGCAGGUGAAAAAAAAAUUUAAUCCGAAAACGUGAUUUGAAAAAAUAAGAUCCUAAUCUCAAAACAUUAAACCUGCAACUGAAAAAAUAAUACCUAGAAUUGAAAAAAAAAAAAAAAAAGAAUUAAAAAAUAUAUAUAUAUUUAAGAGUGAAAAUUGAAAAUUAAUGAUUUUAUCAAAAGAAUUCCAGAGCUGAAUCCAAACUACAUUUCAUCUUUUAUACAUUUAUUUCUAUUUUGAAUUAAGUGUUUUUAUUUUUUUUAAUUCAAGAUCAAACCGUGAGCUUUCAGUUUCAAAUUUUAUUUUUUAAUCUCUCUCUCUUUUUUUUUUUUUUUCAAAUUAACAAACCUUUUGGCCUGGAUUUAGCUCCAUAAUCAGUACCCGUUAAGAUAGUAAAAUCUUUACCUCUUUUCAUUUUUUUAGAUGCAGAGGCAUCGGGUCGGCCAGGACCUAGUAAACGCCUCAAUGAUCAGAAGAUGCUGAAGUUCCAUGUAAACAUGGAGACUGGCUUUGACCAGAGGCCUGAACUAGACCACAGCGGACACUCAGAUGACCCAUGUGAACAAGUUUUUCAGAGCAGGUAUGGUAUGGAAGACCUCAGUGGUUUUGACAAGUCUUGCUAUGGAGAUGCAAGUAUGCUGGACAUGGGUAACUUGGAGGGGUUACAAGGAUCACCCUCCCAACUGGGUGAGGAUAUGAGUUACAUGGGGAAGUAUGAGGGAAACGUGGAAGCACCAGAAGGAGCGGAGCAUCAAGUUUACCAAGCAGGCAACCCACGGAACAGAAGGGGAGUGGUUGGUUCAUCUGCAAUGUCACCAUCAAGAACUAACACCGAGGUUAGCGGUGAGUUCAGCUGCUUACUGAUCAAUGAAGAUGGGUAUCUACAGGACCCAAGUAUCUUGUAUCCUGAACAGAUGUCUGCAGAUUCAGGCAGUAGGUUGAGCCUGCGUGGCCAUGGUAUUCGAAUCGACCCUUCUUUAGAUGGCACAGGGGACAUGUAUGAGCCAUCAGAGGGCUACAGUGAUACUUUAAACCUGGCUGAGAGUUUGCAGCAUCAGCCUAGUGGGAGAGGAGGGAGGAGACUUACCUGUAAUCAAUGCUCUGCAUCCUUCUCUGACUCAGCCACAUUGAAAGCCCAUAAGCUGACACACAAAGGCAGUGGACAAGCCCCACCAUAUUCCUGCAACCAAUGUGGAAAGACUUUUACCCAAGCUUGUAACCUCAAAGUCCACCAGAGGAUCCACUCAGGGCAGGGUCUCCACCUUUGCAGCCACUGCGGGAAAGGUUUCCCUUCUUUCUCUGAUCUUAAGACACACAAGUGUGGCCAAACAGGUGACAAACCUUAUUGCUGCACUGUGUGUGGGAACAAGUUCAGCCGGCUCUGGAAUCUAAAGUUGCACAGGAGAAUUCACACACAGGAAAAACCUCAUCGGUGCACCAUGUGUGAUAAGAGCUUUACAAGGGCUGAUAUAUUGAAGGUUCACCAGCGUACCCACACCGGGGAAAGACCAUACUGCUGUGCUGUCUGUGGCCUCAGCUUCAAACGCUUGGAUCAUCUUAAAUCGCAUCAGCGCAAACACAUCACAGAUCUGUAAAGCUUUUGUUUUGUUUAUUUGGAACAGAUUUGCCCAAAAUGUAAUCAUACAUACUGCUAUUUCAACAUCCAAACAACCCAAAGUUUUGUAUUCACCCCCCUUAACUUUCUUUGUCUGCAAAAAGGAGCUCUUUGGUUGUAAGCUACAUUUUUUGUUUGUCUAAUAAAUACUGGACAAAAGUGUUUGUCAUGUUGGAUUAUAAACAUUGUGCAAAAAAAAAAAAAAAAAAUUAAAAGAACAAUUUACAA